Chlamydomonas reinhardtii is the source of this 1450-nucleotide messenger RNA. RefSeq lists its product as uncharacterized. NCBI's taxonomy places the organism in Eukaryota, Viridiplantae, Chlorophyta, Chlorophyceae, Chlamydomonadales, Chlamydomonadaceae. Bases 270 to 1052 code for a protein of 260 amino acids. Gene Ontology annotation, cellular component: tRNA-splicing ligase complex. Gene Ontology annotation, biological process: tRNA splicing, via endonucleolytic cleavage and ligation. The transcript has 5 exons. The record is from RefSeq and is a predicted model, not a curated record.
AGGGCGUCAACAAAGUAAUCUUGCACAGCCACAAUACUUCUGAAAGACUACCGAAAUACAGAACACGCUCUUCUUGUAGACGAGAGAACUUACUUCCGCACAUCGCACAGCCAGGUAGGAAACUCAGUGCUAACUGCUUAAACUGGUUACGGAGUGCACUGUCAACAAAAGGGACAUCCAUCAAGGCACCCUACAUACUGGGAACGGCUGCACGGGCUUGAACGUGCACCGAGGCAAAAGGCGGGGCCCGGCGUCAGGCCUGGCGUCCCAUGGGUGGCGAAGAGGACGCCCUACCGCAGCGCCUCAACUCGCGCCAGCGACGGAGAGAGCAGCAACACCAAGUACAGCAAGGCACAGAGGCUGCUUCAGGGAUUGAGGACGGCGCGGCGCAGGCACCGUCGGCGUCUGGGCGGCAAGGACGUGAGGAGCACGGGGCUGGCCUGGGGGAAGGCCGCAGCAAAGCUGCCCCCGCCGGGACCCCAAGAAGGCCCGAAUCAAGAUCUGCUAGCCGUGACACAAAGUCAGAUCCAGGGUUAGGAAAGGACUCAGGGGUAUCCGGGGUUUGUGUGGAGGUGGGAGCCGUCACGACGUUGGAGCCCCUGCCGGAGUACCGAUCGGCGGCGGUCGGUGACUACAAGUUCGAAUAUUUGGACCAUACAGCGGACGUGCAGUUGCACGCAUGGGGCUCCGACCUGGGCGAGGCGUUCGAACAGUGCGGCCUGGCGAUGUUCAACUACAUGUCCCCGCUGGAGCACGUGCGGCUGCGGGAGACAAGGGCGUACCGCGCCGAAGGGCACGACCUGCCCUCGCUGCUGUUCGCCUUUCUGGACGAGCUGCUGUUCGAGUUCAACACAGAGCUGUUCCUGGCGGGCCGGGUGCGGAUCACCAAAUUCGAUCGGGAGGCUUUCGUCAUUGAGGCAGAGGGGCACGGCGAGCGCUUCGACCGCUCGCUGCACGAGGUGGGCACGGAGAUCAAGGCCAUCACCUACAGCGCCAUGUCUAUUUCGGAACAGGAGGGCGACGCAGAGGUGUUUGUGAUCGUGGACAUAUGAGACGUGUGGUCAUGUGGGCUGGAGUGGCGGAUACUUGUGGGUUGAGGCAAAUUGAAGCGGAGCGGAGUGGGAGUGGGACGGCACUCAACGGCUUCAGACCGGGGCGUGGCUGCGUCGGAUACGAGUAAACGCGCAGAUCAGGCGAGUACUGCGCAGCUGCGGGAGCUGACACGGGUAUGAGCAGCUGGUGGUUACCCGCCCGUGGUAGCUGACCAGCUGUGCAUAGUAGCGGGUCUGCGGUGCGGGUGCGUCAGCUAGCUUACUGAGCUGGAAUGCAUUAAUGGCACGGUAUUGUGCAAGGCCACGGUGGUGAUACAACCGUGCAUGUACAUUGGCUCAACACUACGAAACAAGCCCGUCAGAAACCCUUGCACUGGUGCAUCUAACGGCUCGUCCUG